Messenger RNA from Rhinichthys klamathensis goyatoka, 1028 nucleotides. It is a transcript of the gene zcchc17, whose product is annotated as zinc finger, CCHC domain containing 17. Gene Ontology annotation, molecular function: zinc ion binding; RNA binding. The record is from RefSeq and is a predicted model, not a curated record. Lineage: Eukaryota; Metazoa; Chordata; Actinopteri; Cypriniformes; Leuciscidae. The transcript is spliced from 7 exons. Gene Ontology annotation, biological process: RNA stabilization. The coding region runs from base 16 to 747 and encodes 243 amino acids.
GGAUUAGUUUAAUACAUGUGUACCUCUGCAGGAGUGAUGGAGGAGGAGUGGGCGAGAGAGCCAGCCGGUCUGGAUGGAAUUCCACCAAUGUACAGCAUUCUGAAGGGAGAGGUAGUGUCCGUUACAACAUACGGCGCUUUUGUGAAGAUUGCAGGAUACAGAAAACAAGGUCUGGUUCAUAAGAGUGAGAUGUCAUCCUGUCGGGUGGAAAACCCAUCUGAAAUAGUUGAUGUAGGGGAGCAAGUGUGGAUAAAAGUCAUUGGCACGGAGAUGAAAGAUGAUAAAAUCAAACUGUCCUUCUCUAUGAAAUCUGUCAAUCAAGGCACUGGCCGGGACCUAGACCCCAACAACGUCAUGGCAGAACAGGACGAGCGUCGCCGGAGACAGUUCAGAGAUUACGGCGGGCAGAAGAUCACUUUGGAGGCUGUGCUCAACACCACAUGCAAAAAGUGUGGCUGCAUUGGUCACUUUGCAAAGGACUGCUUCUCUAAGCCUGGCCUGCAGUACAGUUUAGUGCCAGAAGAGGAGGAGGAGCCGACCAGCAACCAGAACACCCAGUCAGAGCCCCAGAAACGUAAAAAGGAAAAGAAGGCAAAGAAAGAAAAGAAGAAAAAGAAAGAGAAAGAAAAGAAGAGAGAGAGUUCUUCAUCUGAUAGCGGCGCUGAAGAUGCCAAACGGCCGAAGCAUUCACACACACACUCGGACAAGAAGAAAAAACACAAGAAACACAAACACAAGGCGAAGUAAUUUUGGUUUGCAAAUCGAUUCAAACUUGCGCAUGUCGUUUUAUUUGCAGGUUUAUCCAGAUUAAAUGUGUCUGGUCAAUUUUGGAGUGUAUUUUUCUGUUCAUAUUAAAAAUUAUUUGACCAUUAAAAGAGACUGGCUUCUUGUGUGAAGGUUAAAAGGUUCACUGCACAACCUCUGAAUGGCCCUUCACCCAGAAACACACAGACCCAUGCGCUCGAUAUAGAACACGAGCACGUCAGCCGGCAGACACGGGAACAUGCUUAAAUUAGAAAGACCUCACG